AUGGGGUCUAGUGAAUCCGAUAGACUGAUCUUCCAGGAGACAGAUGAGGCUGGCAAUUCCACCGCAACCUACAUCUACUCCGGGGAUGGCGCCUCGAGGCGAACUUCAUCGGGUCGGGUGGAUGUUAUGACAUCUCCCUCGUCUACCUCCUUAUGGUCAACAAAGCCUCUGGUCAGCUCACUGAGUGAUGUGUUUCUUCCUUCCGGAUACCCUCACAGUGUCAGUGAUGACUAUCUACCAUAUCAAGUCUUCGACUCCCUCCAAGCCUUCUGUAGCUCAAUAGCAGGUCUCCUCUCCUCCCGCGCCGUUCUCCAAGGAGUCGGCGUCGGCAACGCAGAUGCAUCCCCAACAUCAGCCCUCCUGCUUCACAUCUUACAAGACAUAUCCGGCAGGAUAGCCACAAUCCUCUUCGCUCACCGCGUCGGCACAGCCCUGGAACCAGAAUGCAAGACUUAUAGACUUGCCGCAGAUGUCUUCAAUGACAUUGCCAUGAUCAUGGACUGUCUCUCGCCGAUGGUUCCUGCUGGUAUGAUGCGGGUUACUGUUCUCAGUACGGCGGGAGUAUUGCGUGCAUUGUGUGGUGUUGCUGGGGGGAGUUCGAAGGCUAGCUUAAGUGCUCAUUUUGCACGGUGGGGGAAUUUGGCGGAGCUUAAUGCUAAAGAUUCGUCCCAGGAGACUGUUAUUUCGCUGUUUGGAAUGCUGGUCGGAUCUGUGGUCAUCUCACACAUUAACAGCUUCACAACAACCUGGAUAGCACUAUUGCUCCUUCUAGCCCUCCAUCUUAGCAUGAACUACGCCGCUGUCCGCGCAGUACAGAUGACAAGCCUGAACAGACAACGGGCGAACAUUACAUUCUCGGCUCUACUUGACUCCGACGCAAGCCUGGCAAAUAAGCUAAGCUUGAACUCGAUGUCGGCCUCAGCAGUCACCAGCAAGUUGACAAUUUUCACACCCGCAGAUGUAGCAUAUCACGAGCGCAUCUUCCAUCGAGAUGGGGCACUACGAUGGACAAGCCAUUCAUCAACAUCAACAUCAACAUCAACGGAACAUCUAGGCUCAGCCCAGAUAGGCCUCGCCCUAUCUUCAUUCUUCGGCACAUCAACCAACGGCAUAAAGACAACCAUGCCAGUCAACCAACUCACAAGCCUAUUCUCAAAAGAGUCCUACCUCCUCUACCUCACACCCUCCUCACAAUCUCAAGCCCCAAAACGAACAUGGAACGCAUCAAUCCUCCUCAAAAGAAACUGUUCAAUCAUCGACCAAUUAAAAGCAUGGACACAUGCAUUACUAGCAGCAAGAAUCCUGAUGCAGAUGGAUUCGUCAAAACAGAGUCAGGCAGAGAUUGAACGGGGCAGAAGUAAAGAAAGAGGACGCAUAAACCGAGGGAGGAAGGAUUCCUCGCCGGGUGAUGCAGCGGAUCUUUCUGGCUCGGGUCCUACCCUAGAUGUCCUUGAACGGACUCUUUCCUGUUUAAAUGCAGAGUCUCGGUUUGAGGGGUAUCUUGUGCGUUUAAGAGAUGCUGGGUGGAAUCUUGAUAUUGCGGCUUUGGAGACGAGGGGUGGGAGGAGGGUUUCUGUUUGA
This is a messenger RNA of Penicillium antarcticum, 1581 nucleotides long. RefSeq names its product RUS1 family protein. The record is from RefSeq and is a predicted model, not a curated record. The transcript is spliced from 7 exons. NCBI's taxonomy places the organism in Eukaryota, Fungi, Ascomycota, Eurotiomycetes, Eurotiales, Aspergillaceae. The coding region runs from base 1 to 1581 and encodes 526 amino acids.